GAGAUUUGCCUCUGAAUGGUUAAGUAUUAUACAGAGUCUGAAUGGUUAAGAGCUCUUAUCUGAAUUGAUCAGACAUUUGCCUCUGAAUAGUUAAACAAUAUACUAGCUCUUAAUGGUUCAGACCUCUUACUGGUUCAGCACUUAAUGUUUCAGACCUCUUACUGGUUCAGCACUUACCCAUUCAGAAGUUACCAAACAGCCCCUAAGUAUCUUUGUAUGUCUCUUUUUGUUUGGAGUACUUUACUUUGGUGUACCCUCCGUUCUAAAACAUAUUUUCCGUUUAUAUUUAUGAGAGAGAGAAAGAGUGAAGAGAGAGAAAUCUAGAUCUCGGCAGUCAUAAGCUGCGUGCGCGAGGGAUCGAUCUUCAGAGAGCAGCUAUGGAGGUCCCGAGUUUGUCGCGAUGGAUCUCGUGCUGCUUCCUCGUCCUCUUCGUCUUCUUCGCCAUGGCUCACUCUUUCUACCUCCCCGGAGUCGCUCCUCAGGAUUUCCAGAAGGGUGACCCUCUGAAGGUGAAAGUCAACAAACUGGCUUCUACUAGAACUCAACUUCCUUAUUCGUAUUAUUCCCUUCCUUACUGUAAGCCAGAUCGCAUUGUGGACAGUGCAGAAAAUCUUGGCGAGGUUCUUCGUGGUGACCGUAUUGAGAACUCUGUUUAUGAGUUUCGUAUGAGGGAACCACAGAUGUGUAACAUUGCAUGUCAUAUUGUUCUUAAUGCAAAAACAGAAAAAGAAUUUAAGGAGAAGAUAGAUGACGAAUAUCGGGUGAACAUGAUUUUGGAUAACCUUCCUCUCGUUAUGCCUAUUAAGAGGCUUGAUCAGGAUUCUAUCAUCUAUCAACAUGGUUUCCAUGUUGGUCUCAAGGGAAUAUACGCCGGGAGUAAGGAGGAGAAGUAUUUUAUCCACAACCAUUUAACAUUUACUGUCAAGUUUCACAAGGAUGCAGAAACUAAUGCUGCUAGAAUUGUUGGGUUUGAAGUAAAACCCUUCAGCGUGAAACAUGAGUAUGAUGGUAAAUGGACUGAUAACAACACAAGACUAAGCACAUGUGAUCCUCAUGCCAAACGCACAGUUACAACCUCUGAUUCUCCCCAGGAAGUUGCGGAUAAGAAGGAAAUCAUCUUCACAUAUGACGUUGAAUUCCAGGAGAGUGACAUCAAGUGGGCAUCAAGAUGGGACACGUAUCUUCUAAUGACUGACGAUCAGAUCCACUGGUUCUCAAUUGUAAAUUCUCUGAUGAUUGUUCUUUUCCUCUCGGGUAUGGUGGCCAUGAUCAUGCUACGGACCCUCUAUCGCGACAUCUCCAAGUACAACCAAUUGGAGACCCAAGAAGAAGCCCAAGAGGAAACAGGGUGGAAGCUGGUCCACGGGGAUGUAUUCAGACCCCCAACAAACUCAGAUCUGUUGUGUGUCUGUGUGGGGACAGGCGUUCAGUUCCUCGGCAUGACAUUAGUGACAAUGAUUUUUGCCGUUUUGGGGUUCUUGUCCCCCUCUAACCGUGGAGGGUUAAUGACGGCCAUGCUUCUCGUCUGGGCCUUCAUGGGUGUCUUAGCCGGGUACGCAUCAGCGCGUCUCUACAAGAUGUUCAGAGGAUCUGAAUGGAAGAAAAUCACUCUCCAAACGGCUUUCAUGUUUCCAGGGGUCUUCUUUGUUGUUUUCUUCAUCCUGAAUGCUCUGAUUUGGGGGGAAAGGUCAUCCGGCGCCGUACCCUUUGGAACCAUGUUUGCUCUGGUUUUUUUGUGGUUCGGCGUCUCAGUCCCACUCGUGUUUGUAGGUAGUUACGUAGGGUUCAAGAAGCCGGCCAUCGAGGGCCCCGUCAAAACGAAUAAGAUCCCAAGACAAAUACCCGAACAGGCGUGGUACAUGAACCCGGUAUUCUCAAUCUUGAUUGGGGGUAUACUCCCGUUCGGGGCAGUUUUCGUCGAGCUCUUCUUCAUCCUCACCUCCAUCUGGUUGCAGCAGUUCUACUACAUAUUUGGCUUCCUAUUCGUGGUGUUUGUCAUCCUGGUAAUCACCUGCGCAGAGAUCACUAUUGUUCUCUGCUACUUCCAGCUUUGCAGCGAGGACUACCUAUGGUGGUGGCGGUCCUACCUCACCUCUGGCUCUUCAGCUCUCUACCUCUUUGUCUAUUCCGCCUUUUACUUCUUCACAAAGCUGGAGAUCACAAAGCCCGUCUCCGGGAUCCUCUAUUUCGGGUACAUGCUCAUCGCUUCUUUUGCAUUCUUUGUUUUGACUGGCACCAUAGGGUUCUAUGCUUGCUUUUGGUUCACGAGGCGUAUCUACUCGUCCGUGAAGAUUGAUUGAUUCAUCGACGUACUUGAGCAUCGGAAUGAGGUUUGGUUUGGGUGGUGGGUAGUCAUAUGAUCAUGAAUGAGUGUCUAAAGUCUAAUUGUGUAUCUUCAAAUUAAAUGCCAUUUCCUCUACAUUUUGUUUAUGUUAUUUUGUCUUGAUGUUUAAGUUUCUUUUGUACCCUCCCAAGAUAACAUUUUUAGAUGAGAAAGAUGAGAGUUUGCAAAUUACUACUAAAUUUUAUGUUGUGUU
Cuscuta campestris is the source of this 2537-nucleotide messenger RNA. NCBI's taxonomy places the organism in Eukaryota, Viridiplantae, Streptophyta, Magnoliopsida, Solanales, Convolvulaceae. The record is from the annotation of a GenBank genome assembly.